GUUCAACGUAAUUAAUUAUCGGCCAACUGUGUUGCGGGCUCCAUAUAAAGCCGCUACUGCCCACGCAAAAGGUCCUACAGUCUUUUGUCCUACCUACUACACCCACCAACUUUUUUAACGUAUUACAAACACAGAAAAACGCCUGUACUGACCUCGCAGGCCGCAAGAUUGCCAACACUAUGGACGCCGCGAGCUUUCACACCACACCGCCAGACCCUCAUCCUACCGCGGGCACUCCGCAUCGGACAAUUUCGACACCAGUUGAAACACAGGAUCAGAUGAAGAGUCCUGAGACCAAAUUGCGUCAAGGACCGGGCAACGGCGUAGACCAACUCCCGAAAGGUGACUUCGCUCCUAUCGCAGUCAACGGUUACGAGAGUCUAACGUCUGAAGAAGAGCUGAAAUCAAGCGCGAAAGCGCAGUUCAUGGUAAAGCUGAAGUACAGUACCAAGAUUCCCGUGACUUCUCCGCAAGGUCACCGAAACAUCAGCAAUGUCUCUUCUACUUCCCCGGACUUGCGCGCAACUUCGGACAGAACAUCCAAGCCCUUCACCGAAACUACCAUCGCCAAAAAAGAAGUCGAAGAUCAUGAAGCCUCUCCAAAAGUCAAGAUCGAGAAACACAGCGAUGAUCAAGAUUCAGCCGUGAAGCCCCUGAAUGAGCCUACAGAAAGUUCAGGUAAGGUCAUCAUGGUCAAGGACGAGCCUGAGCACUAUGCACAGCAAAGUGUCAAGGAUCGAAGCCAGGAUCUGGCUAGGGAGGUUGUGAGCAUUGAUGGUCAACUUGGCGACGAGACAAUACAGGUCUCGAUCGAAGAUGACAUUCCUGGCAAGUCCUCGGAUGAUGUCGUUAUCCAAGCUGCUACAUCUGAACCCGAGAACUUGGAGAGGGCUGCGGCCGUUGAUGUGCACGACGUCGAUGACGUCAACGGCGGCUAUCAACAGAGCGCAAACGGCCCAUCGAGCGCAUAUGGUAACGAUUUCUCGUUUGACGCCGACGCCAACAUGGCCUACUCCUUCGAUGUAGACGAGUGGGCCUCUAACGCCACGAACCAAGCCGAGGCGGACGUAGCCAGCGGAUCCCGACAACACCAACAUCAUCAACCGAUCGACCACCAAGCCGUGUUGUCUGAGUUCACAUACGGAAAGACACGGAUGCGGCCGGAUGACCCAAUUUAUCAAGAAUCUCUAGCUUUUCUGACUGGCGAAGCUGAAACUCAGGUGCCUUGGAGUCAACGUCACCACGUUUUUACGGAUCCAGUCCGCUUCAUCAAGUCUAGCUCACCCUCUUAUGGAGGUGCACGUGCACUGAAUCCGGCUGCCAUUUUGAAGAACAUUUCGCAAUACCAAACCUGUUCAGAUCGGCAUGGAUCGCAACAACUCGCUGAUGAAAACCGCCAACGCGAUCUUGAAUCUGGCUUCAAUCGCCAACAAGAGCUUCAGGCCCUGGUUAAGGAGAAGCAGAGACAGUUGGAUCAAGUCAAGAAGAUGCAAGCGGAGCGCCAGCGAUCGACUCGACAGGUACCUCACGAUUCUACCCAUCAUCAUGGCCAGCUAGCUGCUGUACCUUCGUUCCUCACUGGCCCGAUGAGUUAUGAACGCGCGCCCCAGGGCGGAUAUCAGCAGAUGAACUACGGACAGAAUAGCUCGGACUUGGUGUCUUCGUCUCUGCCUUUCACGCCCUACGGAUCCAGUGAAUUUCGCUCACUUACGGCUAGACCCACACCAUCGCCCAACUCGAACAAUUGGAUACCAGGACGAUGUACGUCUCAAGUUACAGGGAAGGCACGAGAGCAAGUCCCCAGUGAACACGACUGUGGCAAUGAAGGCAAUGCUUCCGAUGAUGAUGAGCCGCUUCGGACGCGGGUAGAGCACCACCCAUCAGUGACUAGCCAGGAUCACGACUCCGACGUCGAGUUCGUCGCGAGCAAUUCCAAGCCCAAAACCACUGGACCUGUUGUCGACCAGAAGGUAGUGCGCAUGCCACGCCCUCUUCCUCAGCCUGCUUCACCCUCUCCCGCGCCCACUGAGAACGCAGCACCUUCUUCCAACAACGUCGAACAGAUUGAUUGGACGCUUCCCCGAUAUGAAUUGCAACGCCAGCCUCUCGCGAAAGGCGAGGAGAUUCCUAGCGCAAAGGUUUCCCUUCCAGGGAUGGUCCGCGAAGAAGUUCUCCUCUCUCCCGACCACGCAGACGAAGAAGCCCGCUUACUGAUCGAUGUCUUCAUCCCUGGUCAGCAAGCCAUGUCGUCACCAGACCCAGAGCCUGCCGUCGCUCUUCUGAACUUCCAUACCAUCACUCUUAUGGUCAUAGAAGCAUACGUUCAGUUCGAAAUCGGCGACGAGCUCGGCAUGGGACGCGGUCACUUCCACCAAGAUCACAACCGCGGCGAAGAAGAUUACGAGCGCAUGCGCGACGCCGUCGAUGCCGAUACCAACGAGAUCUUCUUCGCUGUCGUGGACCGAUACCGAGCCGGAAUAGAGAGCAAGAAGAAGCCGCUACAGCUAAUUCGGGGUACACAGGAGUUCUGCGACGUGGCGCUUGAUGUGAUAUAUUACAUCAAGCAACAUGGACUGCUGAAGCCAGAACCUAAGGCCAAGAAGGUGAGGGCUGAUAAGGGAACUAAGAGGGGGCCUCAGGCGAAGACUGCGGCGACUGAGGCUGCUGCAGCUGUGAAGGGUAAGGGUAAGGGAACCAAGAGGGGUACCGUGGCAAAGCCAAAUGAGGUGCAGCCUAGGAAGAGGGCGAAGAUCACGCCCGCGGCCGAGGUCAAGAAGAAGAGUAAGGCCAAGGUUAGGGAGCCGGCUCUUACCGUUAUAAAGAAGUGAGCGAUUUGGCCGAGGGAUUGGUGGGCUGCCAUCGAUGCUUUCAGCGCUUGGGGUGAAGAGAAAACGGGGAGUUAGAUACGGAGAUCACAAGUCUCAUUUGCGAGCUUUCACGAUUUGUACUAGAUGAUGCAUUCGUUCAUGGGUUUUGGCUUCUCAUUCUUUCCAUGACUCAAACUUCAUAGACGUUUCCUUCAACAUACAUAUCCUAGUGACCCAUACUUUACUUAUUGAUGGCAGGC
This is a messenger RNA of Alternaria rosae, 3067 nucleotides long. RefSeq lists its product as uncharacterized. The record is from RefSeq and is a predicted model, not a curated record. The transcript is spliced from 2 exons. Lineage: Eukaryota; Fungi; Ascomycota; Dothideomycetes; Pleosporales; Pleosporaceae. The coding region runs from base 180 to 2828 and encodes 882 amino acids.